AUGAAGCGUUCCCCUGGCGCCUUUGUUUGGAUCUGCCUACUGCUGGGCGUUGGAGUGCUAAUCCAUAGCACUCACGCCCAAAACUCUCCCCAAGACUUCAUUGCUCCUCACAACGCCUCUCGUGCUCAGGUUGGUGUUGGUCCUAUGGUGUGGAACGACACUGUUGCAGCCUACGCCCAAAACUAUGCCAACCAGAGAAUCAGCGACUGCAGCCUAGUCCACUCCGGCGGACCGUAUGGAGAGAACCUCUUCUGGGGCAGUGGGCGUGAGUUCACUGCAGCAGAUGCCGUGAACGCCUGGGUGUCCGAAAAGGCCUACUACGACUACAAUACCAACAGCUGCGCCAGUGGGAAGGUCUGCGGGCACUACACCCAAGUGGUGUGGCGUAACUCGGUGAGGCUGGGCUGCGCCAGGGUCAAGUGCAACAGCGGCGCCAUCUUCAUCAUCUGCAACUACGACCCUUACGGUAACAUUAUAGGGCAGCGUCCCUACUAG
This is a messenger RNA of Nymphaea colorata (pocket water lily), 495 nucleotides long. RefSeq names its product pathogenesis-related protein PRB1-3-like. The coding region runs from base 1 to 495 and encodes 164 amino acids. NCBI's taxonomy places the organism in Eukaryota, Viridiplantae, Streptophyta, Magnoliopsida, Nymphaeales, Nymphaeaceae. Gene Ontology annotation, cellular component: extracellular region. The record is from RefSeq and is a predicted model, not a curated record. The transcript has a single exon.